AUGGGGUCCCCAAUCUCCGGCUACCUGGCUGAGGCGGUCUUGCAGGAACUGGAAACGCGGGUCUUCCAGACAUACAAGCCGAAAUUCUGGAUGCGCUACGUAGACGACACCUUCGUCAUCCUACACCGAGACGCGAAAGACAACUUAAGAAGAGAAUUAGACUCGGUUUUUCCACAAAUCCAAUUUACCAUGGAGGAAGAAAAUAACGGAGUGCUCCCUUUCCUCGACGUCCAGGUAUCGAGGCAGGAAGACGGAACCCUCCAGACUGGUGUCUUUCGAAAGGCGACAGACACGGAGAAAAUUCUUCAUUACAACAGCAACCAUGCCCUGUCGCAUAAGCGCAGUUGUGUCCGGACCCUUUUUCGCCGCAUCUACACACACUGCAGCACAGAAGCCGAGAAGCUGCGGGAGCGUAAAACCCUAUGGCGCCCCUUUCUUGCCAAUGGAUAUCCACGCAGUUUUGUGAACAAAUGCUUGUACCGAAGGCACACGAAGACGGACGGUGAGAAGAAACAAAGACCAGAAAUCUUCCGUGUCUUGCCCUACGUGAGUAACGUCUCCGAAGCCACUGAGCGCAUGCUAAGGCCGCUAGGCGUGGGCUUUGGUCACCGACCGGAGGCCGCCAUCCACCGCUUAAUCAUGCAGCCCAAGGACCGGCUACCACCUGCAGACACGUCAGGCGUCAUCUAUCGCGUCAAAUGUCUGGACUGUCCAGCCAACUACUGUGGCAUGACCGACAAACGCCUAAGAACGCGCAUGCAUGAGCACACUUUGGCCGUAAGGCAAAAGGAUGUACGAUCGCAUGUCGCCAUGCACAGUCUGGAAAAUAAUCAUAAGUUCGACUUUGACGGCGCCCAAGUGCUCGGCCGGGCCGAAAGCAAACUGGUGAGGGAACUAAUCGAGGCCUGGAAAUGA
This is a messenger RNA of Spirometra erinaceieuropaei, 915 nucleotides long. The record is from the annotation of a GenBank genome assembly. NCBI's taxonomy places the organism in Eukaryota, Metazoa, Platyhelminthes, Cestoda, Diphyllobothriidea, Diphyllobothriidae.